Molecule: messenger RNA, 8790 nt
Organism: Myiozetetes cayanensis
Lineage: Eukaryota; Metazoa; Chordata; Aves; Passeriformes; Tyrannidae
Gene: GNB1L
Product: G protein subunit beta 1 like
Exons: 7
Coding region: 1459-2445 (328 amino acids)
Molecular function (GO): protein binding
Source: RefSeq, a predicted model, not a curated record
GCUGGGGCCAGCCAAGGGAGGGGACAUGGCCAUGGGGCUGCAGAUGGGUUGGGAAAGGAGGAGAGCUCCUUUUGGCACAGAGAGCCCGGCUGUCGGUUCUCACCGCCCUUCCUCAGGAACCUCACAGCCCAAGCAUCCCCGAGGAUUUGGUGUUUCACUGCCCCUGCCUCCAGUGACAGCUCAGCCUGCUGUGGGACUACACACACGGGUACAUGGCUAGGACUACACACACGGGUACGUGAUUAGGACUACACACACAGGUACAUGAUUAGGACUACACACACGGGUACGUGAUUAGGACUACACACACAGGUACAUGAUUAGGACUACACACACGGGUACGUGAUUAGGACUACACACACGGGUACAUGAUUAGGACUACAUACACAGGUACAUGAUUAGGACUACACACACGGGUACAUGAUUAGGACUACAUACACAGGUACAUGGCUAGGACUACACACACAGGUACAUGAUUAGGACUACACACACGGGUACAUGAUUAGGACUACAUACACAGGUACAUGAUUAGGACUACACACACGGGUACGUGAUUAGGACUACACACACGGGUACGUGAUUAGGACUACACACACGGGUACGUGAUUAGCCCCAGUCCCUUGAGCUGGACGUUGCCCCCAGAGAGAAGAACAGCUCUGGGGUGUUAGAGCUCAUCUCCAGGCAGGCGAGGUGGGGCUCGCUCUGCAGCGCUCUAUGAACAGCAGCUCUUUGUCUCCUCCGUGUCUCCUCACCCUGAACGUGUUGCUGUUCUCAGAGGUUGGUUUCAAAGUGCUGAUUCACAGCCACCAGCCCUAUUGUUUUAUCUGAGGAGAUUAGAGCUGAGAAUGCUGCGGUUUUGUAGCAAAAAGACUCCAUUGGAAAUAACAUAUUUGACAUGAGACUGUUAUUUAUGCUCAAAUAACCAGCUCGUUUAAUGAUGAGGAGUCUUUUUUUUCCUUUUCAAGUUUAGAUCAAUCAUGUAUGAAGACAAACUCCCACUCAGCCUCCCUUGGCCCCUAAUAUUUUCAUUUCAUUCUUCUUCUGCUCAUUAUUUUAUGAUUUUGUCCUUGACUGGAACAUUUCUCUCUUGUUCUUCCUUACAUGCACCAUUAAAGAGGGAAAGGACUUACAUUUAGAGCUCAAGACUUGUGUAGCUCUUAAGCCAUAAAUAAUGUUUUAUACAGAGUCUAAGAUUAUUAAAUCCUUCUAGUUAGCCUCCCUCCUUCUUUUGCAGCUCAUCUGAUUAGAGGAGACAUAUUCUUUGAAACUUAACUAUUUCUGUUUCACUUUUGCAAGCAGACACGAGAAGACAGGAGCUGGCUGUGUGCACUGCUGAUCUGAACACUUGCCAUAGGAAUGCAGAAAAGCUUGCCUGCAAGAGAACUGAUUGUUGGCAUGGAAGAAAAGCCCUAAAAUUUGGAGAUGCAGUUGACUUCCUGAAUACAGUUCAUUGCUGGGAUGGCUCUGCCACCUCCAGAUCCCCAGUUUGUGCUCAGAGGUACCAGUGCUGCCAUCCACACUCUGCACUUCUCCUGUGGAGGCCCAGAACCCGAGAUCCCUGUUCUGUUCUCUGGGUCUGAGACCGGGUUUAUCCAUGUCUGGAACCUGAAAACACACAGAGUGGACACAGCACUGGAUGGCCAUGGAGGAAAAUCUGUCUACUGUGUGGAGACAAUGGGUGGUAAAGACAGGCUGCUCAGUCAGGGCCGGGACCAGAGGAUCUGCCUGUGGGAUUUAGCAGAGGGCCGGAGCGCAGUGACGGACUCUGUCUUCACGGAGCACGUGGGAUUCUGCAGAUGCUCUCUGCUAAAGGUGGCACAGGGACGCUGGCUGGUGGCCACGGCAGCCAAAGGCCUGGAGGAGGUUCAGGUUUUGGAGCUGCCAUCCAAGACGUCAGUCUGUACCUUGAAGCCAGAGGUGGGUGCCAAGCUGGGCAUGCCCAUGUGUCUGAAGUUAUGGCAGCUCAGCUGUGGUUCACAACCUUUGCUUUUGGCUGGCUAUGAAGAUGGAUCAGUGGUCCUCUGGAAUGUGACAAUGGGAAAAGCGUUGAGCCAACUCGUUUGCCACCAGGAGCCAGUGAUGAGCCUUGACUUUGACUCGGAGAAGGCCAAGGGGAUCUCGGGCUCAUCCGAAAAGGUGCUUCGCAUCUGGAGCCUCAAUGAGCAACAGAACCUCCAGGUUUACAAAACACAGGAACUUGUCAACGCUGGCAUAUCUGAUAUCACCAUCCGUCCAGACAAGAAGAUUUUAGCAACAGCAGGGUGGGAUCAUCGCAUCAGGAUCUUUGGCUGGAAAAAACUGAAGCCCUUAGCAGUGCUGGACUAUCACACCGCAGCUGUCCACUGUGUGUCCUUCUCAGAUCACAGCAGCCCCCGUGAGAGACUGCUGGCAGCUGGCUCCAAAGAUCACCGCAUCAGUGCCUGGUCAAUAUACACCCCGAGCUGACACCCUGCACCGCCACGGGCUGGGGGAACACGACUGGGGCCGCAGAGCCUGACACUGCAGUUCAAACACGGAAAGUCGUAGCAUCUGUCUCCAGGCUGAAGUGAGAGUCCCAGGUUAACUCCUAAUGCUGCUUGGUUAAGCUGCAAAUUUUGUUUUCCAGAGAGGGAUUUUUAAAAUUCCUAACAAGCAGAAAAAGGCCCAUCACAAAGACACGGAACAAGUCGCUUUGGGUUCUGCUACAGGUUUUGCAACAGCUUUUCUUUGGCAGGUUGCUGAAAUAACUUGUGCCAAUAUCUUUUGUGAAAAAGGACUGGAAUCCCUCAAAGUGUGGUGGGGGCAGAAUACAUCUGUUUGUAAACCCUUUAUGUAUCCAAGAAUUUGAAUGAGUGUAAAAUAUCGCUCUUUCUUGAAAAUUUAUCCCCAUUAAAGCACCUCCAGCGGGUUCUCAUUGUCAGUUACUUUUUCUUGCCUGUAACUGAAAGGCUAUCAGAACAACCUUGAUUUGUUCACACUUCUGUCAAGUUUCUAACCUAAACCAACAGCCAGGAAUGUGACUAGGGACGGCCUUUGGCAUUUAUGAAUUUCAUUAUGUCUCCUGUCACCUCAAGCCUCACAAUUAAUCACAAGAAAGAAAGGAAAAAAAUCUCGCCCUGCACUGCACUGCAAAGCUCUGUAAAGCCUUUCACAGAGCAGUGCUAAAUCCUCUCCAGAGACCGACGAGCUGCAGGAUUUAAACUCAGCAAUCCAAUUAGCGCCCUUCUCCUGGGAGAGUUACGGGUAUUUCAGCGUGGCAAGUCUGGGAUUCAGCCACACCCCUCUCAUUUACAUUUAGGGGAAUUGCUCGGGAAAUCCUUAUCCCACACAGUGCAAACGGCUCCAAUAACUCGUCAUCUCUACGGCUGUGGAAGCUAAAAUUCACUCAUAAGGGUUUUGUUUGAAUCCUGAAGCAGUAUUUGCAUUCUUGUAAGGCAUUUUAGACAGCCCAGUGUGUUCAGAGCCACUGUACCGCUGGAUUGGGUCACAAAGCUGCAGUGACAACUGUGUCCAGGCUGGGCACUGUUGAUACCUUAUUGGAAAUAAUUGUUUCUGCACUAUAAAGAGCUGGAAAUCCAAGAAAAAGGCAUCAAAAGUGCAGUGAACAGCAACAUCAAAGACUUUAGAAAUUAUUUCAGGAAAAACACAAAUGCAAAUGAAGGUCUGGGUCUGUUACCCAGCUGUGCUUUGCAGGCAGAGAAUGCUGCUGGACUGAAAGCCUUAAGCACCCAGCCUGGUGUUCUUCCCAUUAAAACAGAAUCAGGAUACUGUUGCCAGGCUUUUCUAAAUAAAACGUGGCCUUACACAUUUUGGAGUGUAAUGACAGUUUAAAUAAUGCAUUUCUUUGAUUAUGUCUUUACUAUUCAGUAGCUGCAUGGAGGAUCACAUUGCAGUUGAAAGUUAAAGCCUAAUUUUGAGUGAUCCCGAGUCAGGGGGAGGUGAUGGUGUUCAUUACAUCUACCAGACAGAGUUGCACAGAGCAAGGGCUCCAUCUCCACCCUCACCCACCUCCCACACAGAGGAGGAGCUGCUCUCACUGUACAGGCAGCUCCAGCCCUAUGGAAUGAGGGGCUGUCUCCACAAAGCUGCUGCUGGAAGAGACCUUUCCUUUUGUUCGUUCCCCCCUUUCUUCAAAUAAGUCAGACCUGACAAAGAAACGAUGCAGUGAAUAACUAGAGGAAGCUCUCUGUUGAGUGCACACUUGAGGGUGGUCCAGGGACCGUCCCGGGGAGCUGCCUGUCCUGACAGGACCACACCACGCGUGGCCUGGGGGUGCAAAUGCUCCUCUGCAGCCUGCUCUGCUGGCAAUUCCCACGGCACUGACCGCAGGGUUAGUGCUCGUCCAGCAGGAAAGCCCAUCUUGGUUCCUGCAGGAAAUGAGAAGAGCCUGGUCCUGGUAGAGAAGUCAUUCAUCCCGCAGACAGCAAAGGCACUGUGCCAGCAGAGCCCAGUGCGAGUGGGAAGCUGCUCUGCAGCCUGAGGGAGGCACAUCUGCAGCACUUGAGCACACCAAGGGCAUCUCCCAGAGACCUCUGCAUCUUACAGCCACUUGGGAAACAACUGCUGAGCGAGUGCUCUGCCGCUGGGAGGGGGCAGCCCCCUGGGAAGAAAGGAUUAAUACACUGUGCCUUAAUAGGAGCACUAUUAGAUCAGAGCCAGGAAGUCAGGAAUUCUGGAGUAUGCUUUGUUCCUUAAAAAAUGCCAUUUACUGUCAAUUUCUGUGCCUAAAGUCAUUGUGGAGACUCAUAAGGGAUGUUCCGAUUUACAAACAGGUCCUUGGAAGGUACUCUUAAAGAUGACUGUGUGCUGUCACAUCUAACACUGCCUUUUGCUGAGAGUUUAAUAUUUAUAUUUGUCUGAUUAGGUAGAGUUAAAAAUAGUCAUGCAAGUCCAAAUUGAAAAUGAGGGCACGAACUGCACCUCACUCCCAGGCAGACACAGAGGUAAAGACUUGCAUCAGCUGCAAGAGGAAGGACACAAGCUGGAGAGCUGCUUGCAAGAACAGACCCAUCCUAUACUUCCCAUUACCAAAGCAGUAUCCACCUCAUAUUUUGCACAUUACAAUUAAUACAUUAACACUUUACAUCACUACUGAUCUUAUUUAAACACCCAGUAAGCAGAUUUCUCUUUCACAUUAUGGUUUCCUUGAAAUGAGCAACCAGACUACAGCAGUUUGAUUUAGAGUUGAGCCUAAAUGCUAUAGGUGGAUUGUGAAUUAGAGUCUUCUAAAAUUUUAUAUGCUUAAGGAACUAACCUGGACUUCCCCAAAACAGAAUGAUUUCCACCACAAAGGAGAGUCUGUAUUGCUAUAGACUGUAAAACACAGUUGUCUGAUUGCAUCUGUGAAACUAAAAAGUUUUUUUAAUUAAAAAAAAUCAUUUAAAGCUCAUCACAGUUGUGCCAUGAGCAUGGUUAUCACUGGAGAUUUCAGCUGACCUGCUCAGCAGGAAGGUUGUGAGUGAAGAGCCACCUUAAGCUGCUGGAGUCAGUUGUGGAAUCUCACCUGCCAGUAAGGAACAGGGCUAGCCCGUACCUGGUCUGAAGGAUUCAGGAGUGAAGGUGAUGACAGCUAAAUUAUUACAAAAGGCUUCCUCCCAAGAAUCACUGUCUUUGGCACUGUCAGAGGAAGAAAGCAACCAGCAUUCAUAAACUAAUAGAAAUAAAUCCCAAACACCAGCAUUUGUGCAGCCAUUACAUGGACUAUUUAUCACCACUGCAAUGAAUGGUGAUCUCUGACCCUCUAACAUUAUUUGCAAAUGAGCCUAUUAGUUAAACCCCUUUCUCUUAUCAGUACACGAGCCAUAAAGCAUUGCAGUCCUAAGUGUAGAUGAGCAAGGAAAGAGGAGAUUAAUUGUAUUUGUAGUAAUGAGUGAAAAAGGAAGUAGGCUGGGGGCCUGCAGUGAGACAGUUGUUAAAUUUAGUCCUAUACAAUGCAAUUGCUUCAGCAAGCCAAUAAAUUACUCUCUGACUUGGAUUGUUGCAAAGGUCUGAGUUUAAAAGAGCAGAUUUUUAUAGUUAAGUCAGUAGUGGUUUCUGGACUGCUUUUUGUUUUUAGCACGUUUAAGAUGCAUCUACAAAGCCAACUUACAAAUUAAUAAAUCUUUCCUUUAAUUCAGUCUGCCAAGAACAAAGAUAGAACACUGACUACUGCAGGAGCCAUGUUAGCGAUGUAAACCAAAGGACUGGGGAUUAACCAGGGAUUACCGAGCGCUAAAUCAAUGUGUUUCCUUUUCUGGCUGUGUGUCUGUGGUGUGAAAGUAUGGAUCAUUACAUAACCAUGGCACAUGACUGCCUGGAUGAGUACUAGACAACGUUCCAGCAGUGCUGAGACACGGUCUGGGGUUGAAGCACGACCACCAAGGAGCGACAGCGCCGAGUGAGGACGGAGGCACAGGGGGUUCUGUUGCUCUGUGGUAUCCUGAGAUCCCAGCCGGGGUCCCCCUACUAGAGGAGGUUUUCCAAGUAAAUUUGACUGUGUUUAUCCAUGUCCUACUCUUCUGGGACAUGCUGGAGGUUUCCUUUAUAAUGUGAAGAAAACUAUCCAGAAUAAGAUCAUACUGGGGGGUUUUGGCAAUUCAUUUACGGCUGUCACAGUAUCAAAUUAAAUGAAAACAUAAUCUCUCAAUUGUGAAUGUUUUGCUCACCUGAUUAUUGGUAUGAACAAUAUCUGUAUGUCCUGUCCUAUGCACUGCUUUAUUCUGACUUAGAGGAAUUCAAUUUGCAGUUUGGUAUUAGGAGAGGAGGAGAAAGGGGAAUAAGGGUGUAAAUCAAAACACAGAAGCAACCUGUCCUUCUGAGUUUGGGAUAUGAAGAUUCUGGAAAGUACAAAGGGCCUUGAUGCAAACCACCUCCAGCAGUGGCCAGAUUCCUUAUGGGAAAAAGACAAGGAUGGCAGGAAGAGUGGAACCAGAGGGUGAUAGGUCUGUCUUUUUAAACUCAUAUACCAGCUCAUUUCAAUUUCAGAAGUAUUGACUUUUAAUUCCCAGCAUCCUUUUUAAAGGUGUUGGAACACUAGGAAAUCCUGUAAAACAGCCUACACCUCUAAAUAAGGCUGUGUUCACCCAAAGGAUUGUGGAUUUCUUUCUCUGCUAUGAAGAGUCGUAAUACCAGAGGCUGCAAUGCCACAGGGGGAGCACUGGGAGGGACUGAGGUCCUAAAGCAGCCACAUGCAGUGCAGAACUAUCCCAGAGCAGUAUUAACUAUCUCCUUACACAAGAGUGACAUGGCAGUGAAAAAAAAAAUAGUUCUAGCAAUUCUCUGUUGAAAAUUGAAGUUAUAAUAAUAAUAAUAAUAAAAAGGAACAAAAAAAAAGCUGUUACCUUACACUGAGAUCACAGCUAGAUGCUGUUUCCUCCUAGUUUAUAUAUAUUCCCAGGACACAAAUGAGGGCAGUGAAAAGCUACAGAAACCCUUUGGCACUUUCUGUACAGCAAUGAGCUCCCUUUCCUGCCAGCAGCAGGCCUGAUUGAUCCUGACUAUGUCCAGAGCAGGGAAUCUAGGGAGGAUGCUAAAAUGCUGAGCCAUUAUUCUGCUCUGGCAUCCCAUGCAAGCAAAAGUACAUUUUCCAGGCACCCACUGCUUGCUAUAAACACAUCCUGACCCAGGGAAGAAGAAAGUGUUGGGCCUAUGGAAUAACUUUAAACAUGGCAGAGAACGUGGCCAUGGCAUUUGUCCUGAUGGGAAUUCCAAAACCUGCCGAUCCGACAACCCAGUGCUUCACAGAUGCAUCGGCUCUGUGAUGGCACCACAACACUGAGGGUAACUGUUGUCUGCUCAGAUGGUUUUGCCUCAGAUAUUUUGAUGGCAUGCAGACCUGGCAUCCUGCUAAAUUGAGACAUUGAGUCUUUUUAGUUUUAUCUCCUAAGCCCAUCUGGUUUGAAGCAGUUGACAACAAGCAGGAAAGGGAAUAGAAUGAAAGACUCACUUUAUGUUUGCUGAAAUAAAAGAAAUGUGUACAGCAGUGCUCAGUAAGGGGCCUCUGCACUCGCCUCUCAGCACCCUCUGCCCUGACUGGAACAGGACCGGGACUGGGGGACUGCUCUGCCACAGCCCCUGCGCUGCAGCAGCUGCUCCCCUGCCCUUGGUGCCGGCACCCCACAACCUGCUCCCGCUGGAGCAGCCGGGCAACCACCUGCCCCCGGAACGAGGGGCAACAGGAGCACUGAGCAAGUGGAUGAACACCCAAACACAAAGGCAGAGCCCCCAUCCACCAGCUAAAACCGCUGACAAAACCGACACUGCAAACACCUCACGCAAAGGUGCUUCUGGAAAUGUCACACGUGGUUUAUUCUGGUUUUAACUUCCUUCUCGCAGUUCACAGCCCGGGGAUGUCGGUCUGAGCCCCUGGGCACCUGUGCAGUCCCCCCUGUUGCAGGCAGUUCCAGCACUGCAGUGGCCCCCGAGGAGUCCUUCACUGCCCCGGGAGCACCCGCUGGGCCAUUCCCAGAACAAGCUUUGGGGAGGAGGACUCUGCUGUGCAGCUCUGUCUCCUUACACAAUUAGGUCCUAAAUGCGACUUUUCUGGCUUUUGUUCUUAAUCACUUUGUUACUAGUUCAAACUUGUAAUUUUAACCUAAAUAGAAGUGAGUGAUUUAUUGUAAUUGUUUUGUAUAGGCUGCUCUUAAUAAACUUUUUUUAAAAUCUGGAAAAACAUUUAAUUUCCCAUAUGGAAAGAACACAUUUAUCAUACUUUACUCGGAUAUACUUGGCCAACUAUUGCACAUAUAUGCAAAACAUAUGUGACAAAUUCAAGGCUGAAUUUCAUAAAACAGAAAUGCUAUGAAAUGUGAUAUAAUAAAUAUAUUACACAGA